Molecule: messenger RNA, 1626 nt
Organism: Parastagonospora nodorum SN15
Lineage: Eukaryota; Fungi; Ascomycota; Dothideomycetes; Pleosporales; Phaeosphaeriaceae
Exons: 3
Coding region: 1-1626 (541 amino acids)
Source: RefSeq, a predicted model, not a curated record
AUGCAACGUCGAAAUCAGCCCGCCAACAUCGCUCACAUGCCACCUCACAAAUUCGACUUCGAAGACGAUAGAAUGGAUCCACUUAUGACCUACGGUGUUGAAGAACCCACUCGACAGAAUCCUGAAGACGAAAGCUCACAGCGCCAACAACGCGCACAUCGCUACUACAGCACGCAAAUCCUCACGCCCUCCAUCCCCGUCUCGCCCUGCAUAAACGCCACAGAUCGCGCGCGCCGGGCUCGUCGCUCGCGCAUACGACAGCCUGGCGACGUCGAUCCCAACGCUGAAGAAGUGUUUUGCGAUAUUACGCCUCUGCUGCGCGAGAAGAAGACCAAGUCAGUUGCGAAGAAACGGCAAAGUGAGUUCGAGACUAAUGAUGGUGAUGAUGAAGAAAUUCCUGAGAUGGUGCUGGAGGAGGAUGAGGAGGAGAUGGAUGGAGAGUAUGAGCUUCUCAAGAGGGGGGAGGGGCUGGAGAUGCAUAAUGGGACUAACAACAACAACCGUAACCGCCGUAGGGCUGGAAACCCGCAGCCGCCCGCAACUGCUCCGCCGGCGCGGAACAUUGGCACUGCGACUGUCCAGCGUACACCGCAGAGCCAGACUCGAUCCGGUCAAGCCUAUUCAGCGCCAGCUUGCGAUGAAGCGUCCAGUACGUUUAGGAGUACGAAGCCGAGUUUCGUAAUGGCCGACGCUGAAGCGAGAGUAGUUCUGCCGAUCAGCCAAAACGAUACACGAAAGUCUAGCAACCCAUGGACGGAGGGCUUUGAACAGGAGGUGAGGAGUCGUAUCCGCCGAGGAGACAGUAGACCCAUUGCUGAAGGACAUCAGGGAUCGGUUAGGAAGCCAGAGCCCAGCACGGAGAAGGUGCUGUACUCCAAGAUCCACGAGCAGAAAAUUACGCCUCAGGCGCCAGCAGAGACGCCUGAAACAGGGUUUUUAUUCACUUCACACCUGGGAAAUUCGCCAUCGUCACCACUCGUCGACAAGUCGAAGUCUGGCGCUUAUCCUACUUCGCCGAUUCUCAACCAUGUACGCAAGCUACGCGAGGACGACCAGGACAGGGUAUUUGCCCAGUUAGGAGAAGACUUAGGAUGCAUGGUGUUCAGAUCAGACGAGCCAGCGAAAGAGGAAAGAGAGAAUGUCAAGAAGACCUCGUCGGCCCGUUUCAUUCCCCGCAUGGACUUGUCGUCUGGAUCGGACUGGUCGAAGCCGUUGCAUGCGAUUGCAAAGUCACCAAAGCCAGUUGUGCCCGAGAUGGAGGCUGUUCAGAGUAAGCGUCCUGGCGUCAGCACUCCAGCAAAAGCUCCGCCUAUUGUAAAUCGCGGCCCGCACCAGAAGUCUAAGAUCAAUCAGCUGGCAGAAGCAACGGCCGAGAUCGAUGUCUUCCAAAACAUCAUAGUCAAGCCGCCAGUGACACUCUCUUCUGCACAAGACGUAGUAGUCCUGACGCGACGCGCUUUGAACAUUGCCAAGAAUCCGAAGAAGUCUACUGAGGAAGCCACUAAGUCCACAGAUUUAAUUGCGUCGUUUGAUUCGGAUGAUUUUGAGAUAGUAGAUAUGCCAGAGAUUGGCGAGAGUGAGCAGAAUGGUGUGCCGAAGAAGUGGUUUGGAGGACUUCGUCGCUAG